Molecule: messenger RNA, 1455 nt
Organism: Schistocerca americana (American grasshopper)
Lineage: Eukaryota; Metazoa; Arthropoda; Insecta; Orthoptera; Acrididae
Product: PIH1 domain-containing protein 1-like
Exons: 7
Coding region: 289-1254 (321 amino acids)
Biological process (GO): rRNA processing; box C/D snoRNP assembly
Cellular component (GO): cytoplasm; ribonucleoprotein complex; R2TP complex
Source: RefSeq, a predicted model, not a curated record
AGGACACUAUUCACGCCCAUUAAUUGCCUUACACUUCUUAAUCGAACCGGUUGAAAAUGUUUUCAUUUAUAUAACUGUAUGAGGAUUUUCUUCUUACGGGAAACACUUCCAAGCCACAAAAUACAAUGUCGUAUGAUAGCCGGUGGAGCUGGUCGUAAGAGUCAUCUUUGAUGUGUAGAAUAGCCACCCGGCGUGUAUGCCAUGAAGGUUUGUGUGGAUAUUAAACGCAGCGUUAUGAUUUGUGACAUUUGUUCAGAAAACUGAGUGUAUAGCGUCUGAUUGUCCAAAAUGUCGAAGAAAUCUGUGUUCCUGGAUGUCGACAGUUCUCUUUUAGAAAAACGACUGUUGGUAGAGCCUACAGAUGAAGAAGAAAUCGAAACAUUAUUUCCUGAACUCAGGGAGGCCGCAAAUGCAGUGCCGUGGAAAUACGUACAGCCAUUACCAGGAAUGUGUGUGAAGACAAAAACUUCAGAGGGAGACAAAGUGUUCGUGAACAUAUGCCACACUGAAGAAAUUCCAAAGCCAGCUGAUGUCACUGAAGAUGAAUUGAUGGCUAUCUGGAAUUCUGAUGAAGCACCAAGUUACCGUUUACCACUAAGCAUGGGUGAACCAAGAGAUGUGGAAGAUAAAUCAGGAAAACCAGCAAAAGCUUUUGAUGUGGCCAUCAACACUGAAUUCUUCAAGAAAGUUUCAACCAACAAGGUUUUCAGGAACUUUCUGUUACUUGUAGUAAUGGAAGGUCUUGAAGAUAAAUAUAAAAUGCAGAUUGAUACAGUAGAGUACACCAUUCUGAAGAACCGCAAAGCAAUAGGAACACUUCAGAAACACCGUAUAGAGCAGCGUCCACCAAAGAAGGGACCUCUUAUACAGGAAAUUGGCAACAAGACUCCUGAGGUCCAGAAGCAGCCUGAGAAGAAAAAGGAUAUAUCCGAUGAUAGGCUGCCUACUCCCUCCUCUGUGAGCAAAGGAAAUACAGUGUCAGGUUCGAGGGAACCAGAAUACAGGAUAGUGCGUGAGCCUGCUGAUGGUGAACCUCAACUUUUGAUUGCUACUUUUGUGUUACCAGAUGUGCUUUCAGCACGAGAAAUUGCCUUGGACGUGGGUGAAGAUCGUAUUGUAUUUGAAAGUCGUAAAAGGAACUAUCUGCUUGAUAUUUUCAUACCUUAUACAGUUGAUCAAGAGAAGACAAUUGCAGAGUUUGAGCCCAGUAGUAAGGUUCUUACUCUGAAGAUGCCCGUGACAACUGCAACGUAAAACAAGUUACAAUAGCACAGUAUCAUAAGAGACAUAAAACAAUUUAUGUUUUAUUUUUCUUUUAAAAUUAUUCAGAUAUUAAUACUUCCUUUAAUUUCCUGUUAAUUAUUAGAUUUUGCAUUUCUUUCAACAUAAUUUUUCAUUGAUAAGUAUUGAAACAAGGUAAUUAGCAGUGCCUUCAAAAACUGUAAAUAAUAAUCU